Molecule: messenger RNA, 1287 nt
Organism: Macroventuria anomochaeta
Lineage: Eukaryota; Fungi; Ascomycota; Dothideomycetes; Pleosporales; Didymellaceae
Exons: 1
Coding region: 1-1287 (428 amino acids)
Biological process (GO): mitochondrion organization; phospholipid transport
Cellular component (GO): ERMES complex
Molecular function (GO): lipid binding
Source: RefSeq, a predicted model, not a curated record
AUGUCAAUUGAUAUCAACUGGGACACGAUCACGGGCGGCGCAGAUGGCUCCGCUCGCGCAGAAAAGAUACGCGCGUUCAUUCACGACAGAUUUCAGCAGGUGACAUUGCCGAGGUUCAUUCGCUCUGUCCACGUUCACUCGUUCGACUUCGGCAGCGUGCCUCCAGUGAUCGAGAUCAAAGACAUCUGCGAUCCCCUGCCAGACUUUUACGAGGAAGAUGAAGACUGCUCUGAUGAGGAAGAAGAUGUCAAUGGUGCCGAUGAGCCUGCUGAUGGCCACAGUGCCACCAAUGAGCAAUCGAAACAUCCGUCAAAAGAUCGCCAUGAGCGAGAUGCAAGCAGAGAUCCCUCCCAACCCGAAGAUCGUACUUCCAGACAACCAAGUAUAACGCCAUCCUAUAUCAACACAAGACCAACUGCGUUCCGACAUCCCACUGAGCAGCUGGGGGCUCAUUUGUUCCCAAGAGUCUCCACUCCAGGCAUCCCCGGCGGUACUUCCAACCUUAACUAUUUCCACCUACCUUUGGGCGCAGGUCUUUCAGGUGCUACGACACCUCUAGCUGCUGUUGCUGGUGCACAUAUACAGGGCUGGCUCGACAACCCUCACGGCCGGCCUACAACACCGACCAACAAGCGUCUGCAUCAUACUGCCUCAUUGAAUUCCUUGACAUUGACGCCGCAAUCGAACCCAGAUACCAGCACACGACCUUCGUCACAGCAUAAACACGACGACGAAAGGAGAAGCUCCCUUGCUGAGUCAAAUGACUCGUCUUCACAGCACGACUACGAGAGAACCCCAUCCGCGUCACCACCCCGCAUGCGGGAGAAGAGCCCCGAGGACCUUCAGGUUGUGGCACAUGUGCAGUACUCUGGAGACAUCAAGAUGUCAUUGACUGCCGAGAUCCUCCUGGACUACCCCAUGCCAAGCUUCGUCGGCAUUCCAUUGAAACUCAACAUUACGGGACUUACAUUCGACGGUGUUGCCAUUCUGGCAUACAUCAAGAAGCGAGCUCACUUUUGCUUCCUCUCACCAGAUGAUGCAGAUGCGCUAGUUGGCCGCGAAUCUCUCCAAGCAGACUCGCAAGGACAAGGGCCAAAUCUUGCGCAGCGCUUAAAGAUUGGAGGUCUGCUGGAGAACAUCAAAGUGGAGAGCGAAAUCGGGGGUCAAGGCAGCGGCAAACAAGUGCUCAAGAACGUAGGAAAGGUGGAGUCAUUCGUCCUGGAACAGGUCAGGCGCAUCUUCGAAGAUGAGUUUGUCUAUCCAAGCUUCUGGACAUUCCUUGUUUGA